AUGAUGGCUUCCGGUCUACAGACAGCUAAAAGGGACCUCCGCAAAAAGAUCCGUGAUGUUCUUCAGAAAACCCCGAAUGAGUCAAUCGUUCUUCAAUUCCAAGACGCCUUGACUCACGGCAAAGAGGUAUUCGUGCCGUAUAUCCAUAGCAUAGACUCACCGUCUUCGACGCAGAAGAAGACCUCCGUCAUGGACAUGUUGCUUCUGAAGUCUAUGGAAGAAUUUAACUCUCUUGAACCUGAUAAGUGGGGAAUACCAUCGCUCACCAAGGCCCAGGCAGAGAACAAGAGGAACUGUUUUGGGACAAUAGGGGUCUCCACAAACAUAGGGGAGGAUGCUACGCAGAGAUUUGAAGGGCUUGAUUUGAUAGUCAUGCCUGGAAUGGCUUUCGAUCAAGGGUUCCGAAGACUGGGUCAUGGUAAAGGUUACUAUGAUCAAUUCUUGACGAGGUACUCGAUAAAGGUAGCCGAGAAAAAGACGACAACAUCAAAAAUGCCUUUACUCGUUGCCCUUUCCCUCAAAGAGCAAAUGCUUCCCUUGAAUGAAGAAAUACCCGUUGCGGAUCACGACUGGCCAGUAGAUAUGCUUGUGGUCGGCGACGGCCGCUUUCUUGUUCGCCAAUCCUGA
Messenger RNA from Aspergillus fumigatus Af293, 627 nucleotides. Its product is annotated as 5-formyltetrahydrofolate cyclo-ligase. Bases 1 to 627 code for a protein of 208 amino acids. Gene Ontology annotation, biological process: folic acid-containing compound biosynthetic process; tetrahydrofolate interconversion. Gene Ontology annotation, cellular component: mitochondrion. The record is from RefSeq and is a predicted model, not a curated record. The transcript has 3 exons. NCBI's taxonomy places the organism in Eukaryota, Fungi, Ascomycota, Eurotiomycetes, Eurotiales, Aspergillaceae. Gene Ontology annotation, molecular function: 5-formyltetrahydrofolate cyclo-ligase activity.